AAAAAAAAAACUUUUUGGAUAACAAUGGCGAGCCUGUGAAUUGAGCUACGCUCAGCUUCUCUUACCUUUAUAUCUCUUACUUCUUUUCUUCUCCCAUCUAGAGCUUGAAAUCUGCAAUGGCGGUAUCAUCAAUCUCUGCAACUCUGUUUCCUUCUUCAACAAUCCCAAACCCUUCACCCAAACCAAGGCUCACCUUUCUUUCUACUUCUUCACCACUUUCUUUCAACCCCUUGAAGCUCGCCAAUCCUUCCCUCAAACUUUCUCCGUUCACCACAAAGAUUUUUGCUUCCCCUGAAGAUUUUCAAGAGAUACCCGAGGUUGGAGCCUCUGAGGUGCCCACUUCUUCAUCUGUUACCAUAGAAGCAGAUAAGGCAGCUCCUAAGCAGAAGAUUCGAAUUAAACUUAGGUCAUACUGGGUACCCUUGAUCGAGGACUCUUGCAAGCAGAUUCUGGAUGCCGCUCAAACUACCAAUGCCAAGACGAUGGGACCUGUGCCAUUACCGACCAAGAAGAGGAUCUAUUGUGUCCUUAAAUCCCCACAUGUGCACAAAGAUGCAAGGUUCCACUUUGAGAUUCGGACACACCAGCGCCUUAUCGACAUUCUAUACCCAACAGCGCAAACGAUUGAUUCGUUGAUGCAACUCGACCUUCCUGCCGGGGUUGAUGUGGAAGUCAAGCUGUGAAGAAGCAACACUGUAGUUUAGAUAAUUUUUUGUACAAGUUGAUAAAGAUGCCACUUGAAAACUUGUAUUAAGAUCUGCUUCAUUUCUUUCCUUGUUUUGUUAUUUCUUCUGCAAACUUAAAAGAACUUCAAGAAAUGCAAAUAUUCAAGGUAUUGAGGUUUGCUGAUUGC
This is a messenger RNA of Hibiscus syriacus, 853 nucleotides long. RefSeq names its product 30S ribosomal protein S10, chloroplastic-like. The record is from RefSeq and is a predicted model, not a curated record. Gene Ontology annotation, cellular component: mitochondrion; ribosome; small ribosomal subunit. NCBI's taxonomy places the organism in Eukaryota, Viridiplantae, Streptophyta, Magnoliopsida, Malvales, Malvaceae. The transcript is spliced from 3 exons. Bases 117 to 683 code for a protein of 188 amino acids. Gene Ontology annotation, molecular function: structural constituent of ribosome; RNA binding. Gene Ontology annotation, biological process: translation.